AUGAUGUCUGAACAGUACUCACACGCGGACAACUAUACAGUCGAUGACAAUCACUCAGUAGAAGAGGCUGUGUUCAGAUUUGUCGGUGAACAACCAAAUCCUGAUGAAAAGAGGAUAAAGAAGGAACAAAGGAGGAAACAUAAAAAACAUAAGCAUAAGAAUAAAAGUAAGAGGGAAGAUGACAAUGCAGCUGACGUUGAUAAUAAUAUACAUAUCCAAGAAAAUGAUGAAGAAUCCUUGUUAUUGAACUUAAAUGAUAUCGAUCAACAUAUGGAGGUGAAAAGUGACCCUCAGACACAUGCAAUAGAAGCAAUUGCAGCUGCCUAUGACGCCGAAAAGAAAAGAAAAAGACACAUGAAAGAGAUUGAUACAGGAAAUGGAGCUGAGUUGAAUAAUGAAGUUGAGAGGAAAAGAUCGAAAAGAUCGAAAAGAAGGUCAAAGGAUAAGAAAGCAAAACAUAAUGAAAUUGCUGUUGAUCCAGAAUUGGAAAGUCUUGGGCAACUAAAUCAAAGCGCUGCUGAUAUUGAUGCAUAUAUCAACACCGAGUCAACGGAAGAAUCAAAAGUAACUGAUCGUACCGGAGUUGAAACGAACGAAGGAAAGACUGAAGAUAAAGGAUAUGAAUUUUCUACAGGAGUUGGAUCGGCUAUUGGAAAACAGGAAAACGGACCUGAAAGCAUUGAUGCAUCAACAGAAAAAGAAUCAGGAGUUGAUCAUGUUGAAAUACCUUUAACGCGAGAAGAAAAAAGAGCAAUAGCCGCUCAAGAACGUAUUCUUCGAGAACAUGAUAAUAAAUUGAUUGCCUCUGCGGCAGCAGCAGCGUCUAAGAAUGUUCCUUCAAACACUUCAGGUGGUAAAGUUUUCGAUCCAAAUGAGGAACAUGCUUUAGACGAAUUUAUCGAACAAUAUAGACGAAUUAAGGGGUUUACCAUGCGACAAACUAAAGAAAGAAUAUGGACACCAGGGCGUAAAAAGGAUGAUUUUUGGAUUAAUAUUUGUAAAGUUUUACCCUUCAGAUCAAGAUCUUCCAUUUAUAAACAUGUCAGAAGAAGAUAUCACAUCUUUGAACAGCGUGGUAAAUGGACACCAGAAGAAGAUCAAGAGUUAGCAAGAUUAUGUAUACAAAAAGAAGGUCUAUGGUCUGAUAUAGGGAAAGCAUUAGGAAGAAUGCCGGAAGAUUGCAGAGACCGUUGGAGAAACUAUAUUAAAUGUGGAUCUAAUAGAGUGGCCAAUAAAUGGUCCAAAGAAGAAGAAGAAUUAUUAAAAAGUGUCAUAGCGCAGAUCAUACAGGAAGCUCAUAAUUACCGGAUAUUACGUGAAAAGGCUGCUGAAGAAGGUGUUGCCGAUGAAAGUUUAUCUGAGGUAUCUCCAGAAGCUCGAGGUCCUAAGGGUAAGAAAAUACACGGUAGACCUGGAUUCAAAGAUAUAAUCAAUUGGACUGUUGUCAGUGAAAGGAUGGGUGGUACAAGGUCCCGUAUUCAAUGUCGCUAUAAAUGGUCAAAAUUAGCCAGAAAACAAGCAAUGUCAAAGAUUGUAAAUAUGACACAAUCAGAUAAAUUAUGGCUCUUAGAAAGAUUAAGAGAUUUAGGAUUCACGGCAGAUUCUCAAGUAGAUUGGGAUGAGCUAUCUAUUACUAAAUCCGGUACUAAGUGGUCCGCAUUGGAACUUAAAUUAUGCUAUGAGAAAAUGAGAGGUGUUGUAAAGGAUUUCAAACAUAAGAAGAUGAAUGACAUCGUACUUGAAUUGUUAGACAUUUUGCAUAACCAGGUGCAAUAG
Molecule: messenger RNA, 1776 nt
Organism: Naumovozyma dairenensis CBS 421
Lineage: Eukaryota; Fungi; Ascomycota; Saccharomycetes; Saccharomycetales; Saccharomycetaceae
Gene: NSI1
Product: Nsi1p
Exons: 1
Coding region: 1-1776 (591 amino acids)
Biological process (GO): regulation of DNA-templated transcription
Cellular component (GO): nucleus
Molecular function (GO): transcription cis-regulatory region binding; DNA-binding transcription factor activity
Source: RefSeq, a predicted model, not a curated record